UUCUUUGCCUGGUCUCUGCCUCUGGUCGGUCAUGGCGAGCGAAGUGAGCUACCCUCUGCAGCUGUCGUCCGUGAGCGAGAGCCACGCGUCUCUGUACGAGGAGAGUCUGAAGCACCCCGAGCAGUUCUGGGGCGACCUUGCCAGCAGGAGACUCCGCUGGACCAAGAAGUUUGACCAGGUCAUGGACUGCGACAUGAGGACCGGCCAGUUCAAGUGGUUCCUCGGCGGCGUCAUCAACGUAUCAGUGAAUUGUCUUGAUCGCCACGUGGAGGAAAACGCAGACAAGCCGGCCUUCAUCUGGGAGAAGGACGAGCCUGGAACUCACGAAGUCAUCAGCUACGGCCAGUUGUUGGAGAGCACGUGUCGUAUUGCCAAUGUGUUGAAGAGAGAGGGAGUGAAGAAAGGUGACAGGGUGGCCAUCUAUAUGCCUGCCUCUCCUCUCCUGGCAGCCACCAUGCUGGCCUGCGCUAGGAUCGGAGCCAUUCACAGUGUUGUGUUUGCUGGGUUUAGUGCCGAAUCCCUUAUGAACAGGAUUAAUGACGCCUCGGCGAGUGUGGUGGUGACAGCUGACGAGGCAGUUCGUGGAGGGAAGACCAUUCCUCUGAAGAGUAUAGUGGACGAGGCUGUGGGAGGCUGUCAGUGUGUCCAGAGAGUGUUGGUGUCUCGGAGGACCGGAGCCCAUGUACCCAUGACCCCCAGAGACCUUCAGCUUGAGCAGGCAAUGUCGGAGGUGUCAGACUCGUGUGCCCCAGAGCCUCUGGACAGUGAGGACCCUCUGUUCAUGCUCUACACCUCAGGCUCCACUGGGAAGCCAAAGGGCAUCCUCCACACUCAGGCUGGCUACCUCCUCUAUGCCUCCAUCACACAACAGUAUGUGUUUGACUAUCGACCUGGAGAUGUGUAUGCCUGUGUGGCUGACAUUGGCUGGAUCACUGGCCACUCCUACGUCGUCUAUGGUCCUCUCUGCAACGGAGCUACCACCGUCCUAUUUGAGACCCACCCAACCUACCCUGACCCUGGGAGGUACUGGGAGAUGGUACAGCGACUGAAGGUCACCCAUUUCUACACGGCACCCACCGCCAUCCGCAUGCUCAUCAGGAAGGGAGACGAGUGGGUCAAGAAAUACGACAGGUCCUCGCUCAGAAUCCUGGGCUGCGUGGGAGAGCCCCUGAAUAAAGAGGCGUGGAAAUGGUACAAUACUGUCGUGGGGGAAGAGAGAUGUACCAUCGUGGACACCUACUGGCAGACAGAGACUGGUGGUAUUACCAUUGCUCCCCGACCGGCCGCUGAUGACAGUCAACCCAAACCUGGGUUCCCCUCCCUCCCUUUCUUUGGCAUCCUCCCGCAAUUGAGGAGUGAGAAUGAUGAGGUGAUUACUGAGAGUAACGUGCAGGGGCACCUCUGUAUCACCAAGCCAUGGCCCGGCAUGGCUCGCACCAUAUAUGGCAAUCACCAGAACUUCAUGGACGUCUAUUACAAUCCCCAUCCAGGGGUGUAUUUCACUGGGGAUGGAGCACUGCGUGACGAGAAUGGGCUGUACAGGAUCACUGGCCGCGUGGACGACAUCAUCAUGAGUAAAGGACACCGCAUCGGCACCGCAGAGCUGGAGUGUGCCAUGAACACAGAGCCACGUGUGGCAGAGACGGCAGUAGUCGGCUACCCCCACGAAAUCUACGGCGAAGGGAUCUAUGCCUUUGUGAUUCUGAAGGACGGCGUGGUGGCGAGUGUUGAGACUAUUGCCGAGGACCUCAAGACUAUCGUGAGGAAGAAGAUUGCCUCCUUUGCCCUCCCCAAUCAGUUCUUGAUAGUUCCAGGUCUGCCCAAGACUCGCUCCGGGAAGAUAAUGCGUCGUAUUCUGAGGAAGAUAGCAGCUGACAGACAUGAAGAGUUGGGAGAUGUCUCCACUCUCGCUGACCCCUCCGUCGUAGAGAAGAUUGUCCAGGAACACAACUUGCUGAAGAAUGAUAAUUAAUAUUUCUGACCAUUUGAAUAACUCUGAGCCCCCUAUUUUUCCUGAACUGCAUUCUAUGUACAAAAACCUCUCUGUCUUUGCGCAC
Geodia barretti is the source of this 2057-nucleotide messenger RNA. The record is from the annotation of a GenBank genome assembly. NCBI's taxonomy places the organism in Eukaryota, Metazoa, Porifera, Demospongiae, Tetractinellida, Geodiidae.